GGCUCGCUCUUCAACUGAAGUUCGGUUGGAACUGCCUGUUGUUUUUAUUUCGCUUCGUCUUUCAAGACGCCAAGUUUAGUCUCUCACACACGGAACGAUGAAAGUAGUGGACCGCUGUGCUACUUCAUGGAUGUUGUCGAGAGAGGGUAAAUAAAAACGGCUGACAAGAAAGUGAGAGAGAGAGUGAUUUGGCUUUGUGGGAGACGGAGCUGAGCGAGAAGAAAGGCGCCUAAUGCUAAGAGUGGACUGAGGCGAGCAGGACCAAACUUGAAAAGAAAACCGAAAGUGGCUCCAACUUUUGAGGGAAACAUGGACUGCUGUGUUCAAGAAGACGCAGUGGAUUUGUGUUUUAUCACCUUGGCUGCACCUGAGUAGACAUUAACCAGCCUGUUCUAAUGCCCAGAACCUGCUGCUGGUUUAUUAGCCAUGGCAGCAACAAAAGACUCUGAAAUGACCGUUAGGAAAUGCACCAAAACCCUUCUAGUGUGAUUGGUCAAUGUGGUGUGAGAAGCUGAGGAAAAACAGGAGGGAGAAUGGAAAGGAGAAGGAGCGGCACCCGAGCGGGAAUCCUCCUCUGGACUCCUACGCCAGGGUACUCCUCCUCACCUCCCAGCCCAGACGGGUCAGGCCUCAGCUGGGACGAAGGCGGAGAAGAAGACUUCGAGAGCCAAAUGGAUGAGAAUGGGAUCAUUGGCAUAAGAGAGAGCUUGGGGGAGAUGGACGAAGAAGAGGAGAUUGUAUUGGAGGAAGAAGAGGAUUUGUUAUUGGAUGCAGGGACCCCAGAGCCUGAAGAAGUCCCACCUCCUGCACUGGAAGAACUCAGCUGCCACUUGAGUGAACUGCUGGACUCUGAGCCUUUCUCCCAUCACACAGGAGAUGACUGCCCCUCACCCUCGAACAAUGAUGGCGAUGAUAGUGUUGCCUUGGAGGACUGGAGUGAAGAUGAGGAUGGACAGAAACUUGAUGAGGAAAGUCUGGAGAGAUUGAAGAUCCAAGAAGAUUCAAGGCCAGUGGGAGUGAAGAGUAUGACUAUUGAUGACACUGAGGAGGUUAAAGUUCACAGAGAACCAUUAUUUUGUCUCCGAGAGGAAAUGGACCCGCAGUUUAACUGCAUGGAGAGCCAUGAUGACAACAGUAAUGCAAGAAAAAAUAACUUUACAACCUCAAGAAGUUGCAGAACAACCUCAGGGACCCUAGCAGGCUCACAAUAUUGCUGCGAUGAGGAAUUUAUAUUGAAUGAGAGGCUCCAUGUCUCCUCCUCACCUCUUUCCUCCAGAAACACUCCUCAUUCUCCUGUUCUUCCUUUCCUCCCCCAGCUCUCCUUAGAGGAGCAAGCAUGUAACUCUGGAAAUGGAGCAACUGAAACCUUCCCAGAACUAGCAUACACAGAGAGCAAGUCUCAUGGCACACGAUUAAGCUGUUCUCCUAGAAGUUUCCAGCCUGUCGGAUGCGAGGAAGAGAAACUAGAGUAUGGGGUCAUACCUCAAUUUGGAAGAUCAAUGAGAAUAAAAGAGGAUGAAUUAGAGAGAAAGGUUGUUGGGCCUUACCUUACACACCAUCAGCUUCCUAUCCCCUCUCCCCAAAAAAUAAGCUCUGCACUUCAGGAGUCUCCGCAGUCUUCCAGCCCUGUGCAGCAUGCAGCUAAAGCCCAGAGCUCUUCUUCAGACUCAUCUCCACUCAGCACACCUUAUCACAGGAGGCAUCGAGGACACAGACCCUCCAAACCCUCUCACACUGACCUUAAGGAUGUUCGGAAGGGGCAGCUGAGUCAUCCAUUACCAGAUUUUUCCAAAGUAGAACCCAGGGUUCGUUUCCCUAAGAGUGGCUACAAGCCCCCCAGGAGCCGGAGGCCUCCUCGCAAGAAAGAUUCAAAGCCAGAUGCUCCCUUGGUAUACAGAUCCCCUGCUGACAUUGUGAGGGAAGUUCUGUUGAGCAGUACCGAAGGACUGUCAGACGCUGCAGCCCCUGGUGACCCCCAGGGAUCCCUGAACAGUACAGCACCGACAGAGUUCCAGUGCGCCCUGCAGGCCAGUACGCUGGUCCAGCAACUUCAGGAGGACUAUAAUAGACUUCUAACCAAGUACGCAGAGGCUGAGAAUACUAUUGACCGGCUACGUUUGGAAGCUAAGGUGGGCAUAUACUCUGACCCACCCAAGGCCAGUCAGCCCGCUCUGCCAGGUGUUCUACAGGAGGGGUCAAAAGUCAUGAUGCUAAGUUUUCCCCAGGCUCAGAGGGCAGAGCUUAGCACAAACAAUGUCCAUCCAUCUCAAGAGAGAAUUAAUUCAGAACCUUCCAGAGGGACAUCCACCCUCCGUUUGUCUGUAGACCAUGUCUCUUCCAUGUUGCCUGUCUCUCUGGCUGCCAUACAGCUAACUGAAGCCCUUUCUAAUCAUGUACAGAGAUUUCAGCUACAGGUUGAGGAGUUUGAAGAGCUUCUAAAGAGUGGAAAACUUAGACCAUAUGAACAAAGACAGGGGCUUUCUCAGCUAGCCCAGGGGCAGUCGUCCUUAGAGAGGACUUACCUAGAUGCUCGUGACCAGUAUCAACAGCUGCAGAAGCAGGCAGGAGGCAAGUCCGGAUGUUUUGACCCUGACAGGGAACUUGAAGGUCUGAUCUUCAACUCAGGGAUGAGAUUGGAAGAAAUGAAGGAGAGAAUAGAACAGUCUGAACAGUACGGGCACGUGUCAGACCCUGGCCCAAACCCACCUCCUCAUGCCUACCAGCCCUCUGCAUCUCUGAAUGAGACAGAUCCUCAACCUGAGAGCCCAAUCUCUGCAGUCAAUGCAGAGGGUAUGGUUGGGAUGGAGGUGAGUUCCGUCAGUGGAGACAGUGCUGGAGACAGAGAGGAGAAUGAGGAGGAGAUCCUUCCAUCUCUUCUCAAUCCCCUGCACGAGAAACACCAGCAUGUGGAGAAAGACUUCAAUAGCCUCAUGAACCACUUCCAGAACUUCAGGGAACUGCCCAAGCUGCUGGAUAGAGGGCCAUGUGAGGAUGCUCAAGACUCUCUGGAGUUUAGGGAUUCUUCUCCUCAGACAGCAAGGAAUGAUGGGAUAGAUCUAAGGCAGCACGGGAGGACUAAAGAUAAAGGAGACUCGAGCAAAUCAUUCCAACCGUCCCCAACAGCAGUCUCCCUCUUCUGCCCUUCUAGUCAUUCACAUGGGUAUAACUCUAUGGAAACUCUCCCAGAAGCCCCUCUACCAGCCAGAAUAUUACUAGGACAACAGGCUGGUGAGAUGAGGCCUGCAGGUACCAGGAAGCCCCAUAGCAGCCUGGGAAAGAGUGCAAACCUGGAGGAAAGGGCCUCUAAAGAGCAUGAUGGGGUCCUGAGAGCAGCCCCUCAGGAUGGGGUCAUAUCUCCUGAGACAGACAGUGGCUUUGUGGGUUCAGAGAGUAGUCGACUCACUCCUGCAGCACACAGUCCUGUCCAGCAGAGGGCAGCAGUGAGGCCAUCUGUCACACAGGAGAAGAGCAACAUAAAACCUGAGACAGUGUCUGUCAGUGGGCAGCUUCCUCGCUCCCUGGCACACAUACAUGCCUCUCCUGGUCACUCUGGACGAGGCCCAGGAUCCACAGGGAGAGGAGGAGAGACAGAGAGACAGACCUUGCCUAACCCUUCCACCUCCAGUUCCCCUCUGCGAUGGACUAGUGGCCACCUCCAGCCCUGGCCUAGUAGUGGUAUCAGUGAGCUGGAGCAACAGAGCGACUCUGCCCAGUCCUUAUCAGGAGAGGAUGUACAACAGGGUGACCAGUACACAAAACCAUCCAGUCAGAAUGGCUGUUAUCUCAGAAGCCCCUCCUCCGCUAUGCUCUAUCACCAUGGUGACCACCUCAAAGCCCAAAGUUCUGUCCAGCUGACAAAUCACCAUGAGGCGCUCCAAUCUCUACAGGAGGAGGUGGACAGACUCAGGGAGCGCUUAAAGGGAAGUCUCAGGAUGACCAGUCCAAUCAGUCCAGUGAGAGCACCGCCUUCUGUCUUGGCGGACUGUAGAAACCAUAAACCUUCUCACACAUCCACACCUCUGCAGGCUACUGCCAGGUCUUUGGAGCAAAGAGCAGCCAGCAAAAGAGGACCAAGAGAGAACAGGAGGAGUGAAGAGGAGGAGCAGGGGGAGAGAAGGAGAAUACCAAUGCAUAUUCCAAGGAGAUCAGCAUCUCUGCCCCGUUUCAGACCAGACCUAGAUAUCACCACUGAUUCAGACCAUGCCGAAUCUGAACCCAAGCCACAGACAUCAAGGCAUAUCCCAGCAUCUCUUGCAGCGGCGCAUUCCUCCCAGAGAGCUAGAGCUAAGGUUCGGCAAAGGACAGAGCCCUGCACAAAAAGCCAGCAGAAUAGCAUUUCAGCUGACCGAUCAGAAGAGGGUGAUGAUGAGGCUGAAGACAGCAGAGGGCCAGCGCCCUUGUGUAUGUGCUGCUUGGCAAGAUAUGGCAGUAGAGGCUUUGCACCAGCUCCAACAAGGAAUGUUGGCUCACCCAGUCGUACUCCUCAUUACUCCAGACACUGCCCACUGUGUGGAGCAAGAGUCUCUCCACCUGAACACCAAAACUCUGCUCAGAGGGAAACUAAGUCAGUGAGCUCCAGACACAAGUAUAGAGGGGGUGUGUGCUUGGCAGGACCUCUGCCCCCUCCGGUGAUGGGCAGUGUGCAUGUGGUCCAGUGUGUGCCAGUCUGUCCCUCAGUUCUGUACUACUCCACUCCUGUGGCACCGUCCUCUAACCCAAAGCCCCUUUACCUCUCACGCAGUGAAGAUAGAGGCUACAGAUCAGGGGUCAGAGGUCCUCACAGACGCUCACGCUCUGUGGACACACAACAUUCUCUCAAUAGCUCUCUGAGUCGCGCUGUCACUGCUGCCAGCAGCAUGAAAGAAGUUUCACGACGCAUGGCACGUUCUCUUGCCUCUGGACUACAGCACACGAGCCCUAUCGCGCAGUCCUACACCUACUAGCACUGCAGCACAGCUCAGGGAACCACUCUGCAGCACUGCGGUCUCCUACUGAAUGUCCUACAGAGGAGUUCACCUUCACUAAACUUCCCUUUGACGUGUGUUGAGUAACUCAUUUGUAUAUGAUAAUAAGACAUUGGUACUGCGUGUCCUGUAGAGAUGCACCUUCAUCUAAACCAUAGCAGCUGUACUCUGAUAAAGUCCAGUAAGAACGCACUGCAUU
Molecule: messenger RNA, 5163 nt
Organism: Pygocentrus nattereri (red-bellied piranha)
Lineage: Eukaryota; Metazoa; Chordata; Actinopteri; Characiformes; Serrasalmidae
Gene: akna
Product: AT-hook transcription factor
Exons: 24
Coding region: 534-4943 (1469 amino acids)
Biological process (GO): neuroblast delamination; epithelial to mesenchymal transition; neuroblast division in subventricular zone
Cellular component (GO): centrosome
Source: RefSeq, a predicted model, not a curated record